Molecule: messenger RNA, 423 nt
Organism: Symbiodinium sp. CCMP2592
Lineage: Eukaryota; Dinophyceae; Suessiales; Symbiodiniaceae
Source: the annotation of a GenBank genome assembly
AUGGGUGGAGUCUGCGUCGGGCUUUGCACUGGCCUCCGCGAGGUGUCGUCCCGGCCACAAACCGUCGAAGCAGUUUCCACGGGGUCAUCCACAUUGCAGACUGGUACGCAACUCUGUGCUCUGUGCGAUUUGACUGGUGUGAGCUAUGUCGAUGAUGUUUCGGCCAGGGCCAAUGAGCAGCUUCGUCUCCAGGGUAGACCACUACUAGCUGAGGUGGAGGGACGGCCCCAGUUCCGCCCCGAUGCACUGCACCUGAGCCCGACCACGUUACUUAAGUGGCCUUAUAAACUGCUCACUGGGCAGCAGCAAAACAGCGUUUGGCUGGGUCCGCUCUUCCCGAACUGCAGCGGCAGCCUGCGGCAACGGUUGCCUCUUCAACGUCGAAGUCGACCCAGGCGAGCACUGGGAUCUUUCUGCACUUGA